Messenger RNA from Dioscorea cayenensis subsp. rotundata (Guinea yam), 1279 nucleotides. Its product is annotated as proteasome subunit alpha type-3-like. The record is from RefSeq and is a predicted model, not a curated record. Bases 165 to 914 code for a protein of 249 amino acids. Gene Ontology annotation, cellular component: proteasome core complex; proteasome core complex, alpha-subunit complex; nucleus. The transcript has 10 exons. Gene Ontology annotation, biological process: ubiquitin-dependent protein catabolic process. Lineage: Eukaryota; Viridiplantae; Streptophyta; Magnoliopsida; Dioscoreales; Dioscoreaceae.
GCCUUACUCUGGUUUGGCCCAGAUUGAUCGGCUUGAAUUUUUUUUUUCCUCUUUUUCCCAAUUCUUGAAACCCAAGAAACUGUGUUAAAACAUCUCAAUACCCAAUUUCUUCGUAAAUCUCUCGCUCGCGUUUCCAACACGAAGAGGAAGACGAAGAGGCAACAAUGAGCAGCAUCGGAACGGGCUACGAUCUCUCCGUCACCACCUUCUCCCCUGAUGGUCGGGUUUUCCAGAUCGAGUACGCCGCCAAGGCCGUCGACAACAGCGGGACCGUGAUUGGGAUCAAAUGCAAAGAUGGAAUUGUUAUGGGUGUUGAGAAGCUGAUAUCAUCGAAGAUGAUGUUGCCAGGGUCGAAUCGAAGGAUCCACGCUGUUCACCGGCAUUCUGGAAUGGCUAUUGCUGGUUUAGCGGCCGAUGGCAGGCAAAUUGUUACAAGAGCAAAGUCAGAAGCUACUAGCUAUGAAAAGGUUUAUGGCGAGCCCAUACCUGUGAAAGAGCUCGCAGAACGUGUUGCCAGUUAUGUCCAUCUUUGCACACUUUAUUGGUGGCUGAGACCUUUUGGUUGUGGUGUUAUUCUUGGAGGUUAUGAUCGGAAUGGACCUGAACUGUACAUGGUUGAACCCUCAGGGGUCUCAUAUAGAUAUUUUGGGGCUGCAAUUGGAAAGGGAAGGCAAGCAGCAAAAACGGAAAUUGAGAAGCUUAAAUUGUCUGAACUAACUUGCAGGCAAGGUGUGAUUGAAGUUGCGAAAAUUAUAUAUGGAGUACAUGAUGAGGCAAAGGACAAAGCCUUUGAGUUAGAAAUGAGCUGGGUCUGUGAAGAGUCAAACUACCAACAUGAGAAGGUCCCUGAUGAUCUGCUGGAGGAAGCUAAGGCAGCUGCCAAAGCAGCCUUAGAAGACAUGGAUGAUGAUUAGACAAAGGAACAAGUCCUUUUAUCCUUGACCACCUUCAUUUCCUUUGUUUUAGCGGGCAUUUAGAAUGAUGCUUAUUCAGUUCAUCUGCAUGUAAAAUCCCAACCCAUGAAAUACAGAAAAUCAGCUGUGGGGGAACUAGACUGUGUUUGAAGUCUGUACAUUGUUUUGUUGGAAGAACAUAACCCAUUUGGAUAAUUGUUAAACUUGUUCACCAUGUCCAUCACAGUGGUGGUAACUUGACUGAAACUCAAAGCGAUUGGUCAAAGCUUAGCAUUACUUGGUUUGUUUCUCCAACAGGCAGCAAAUUUCAUGUUUUUACCACGAGGCCUUUACAUUUGACAUUUCAAUGUUGAUAAAUUAAAUUA